Messenger RNA from Caenorhabditis sp. 36 PRJEB53466, 1631 nucleotides. Lineage: Eukaryota; Metazoa; Nematoda; Chromadorea; Rhabditida; Rhabditidae. The record is from the annotation of a GenBank genome assembly.
AUGGGGCAUCCGAGGCCCGAGGAUCUUCCCUCACCAUCAGAAGAUCCAGAAUGGAUUCGCAAUCCGAAGGCGACGCACUUCUUGUUCGGUCUGCUCACCAGCAUGUAUGUCCUUCUUCUCACUCUGGUUUCCUGCCUCAUUGCCCUGUCUUCUGCGUGGAGUUCUGCACACAUGUGGUUAGCUGAGACGGUGAGUGAGCGCGUCAAAUGGUCUGUCUCUAAUAUUCCCAUGCGCUCAGAUAUUCUCUCUCCUGAUGUAUCUCAUUGCCAUCGUUUUCUUUCUGUACACAUACCUCGUGGUAAUCUAUCCAAAGACCAUUAACACUAUAAUUCUGCUGCUGAAUACGAAAACGUCACUUGUUCCGAGGCCAGAUGUAAGUGAAAUUCAAAAAAUCACUAGUACUGUUUCUUCAGAGAUGGUUAAUAUCAGAGUCGGCGCACAAUGGGGAAGGGGCCGGAACUCUUUAUCUCCGUCUCGGUGCUCUCUGUAAGUGUUCCUCUUCUUUUUUCUAAACGAACUCUCUAAUUCACAGUGUUCGGAACUCUCGGAAGCGUGCUCUGGGGGUGUGAGAUCUACCUUUGUCUCUCUGGAGAAUGUUACCAUCGGUUCGUCGCUUCCAAGCACAUCGCCGCCAUCAUUUUCACAUUUCUGCAAAUGCAUUUCAUCGUUUGCAACUCCAAAAUCACUUUUCAUCGCUCCAAUUACCUGACGAGCUUCGGAAUGAUGCACUGUGUGGCUGUCAAUCUUUGGACUUGGUUCUCAAUGUGUUUGGUGAAGGCGGUAGGUGAAGAGAGUCGGAUGUGGAUAUGAAAUUGGAGAUUUCAGCAAGUGAAGAGGCUGAAGAAGGAGAAGAAGAUGCUCGAAUAUGAAAAUGUCACUUUUUCCUCUUCAUCGUCAUCAUCUUCUUCAGAAGAAGAGGAAGAAGGUACCAUCGAGGCCACCACAAUCAUCGAACACCUUCUGGAAGCUGUGGUCGAGAAGAUGAAGCCCGUCACUUUUGCGCAAUCUUCGUAUUCGUCUCCAAAUUCCUCCUACGACGUCGUUCACCUCAGAAUGCAAUCGAUGUCUCGAUUGGGGGACAUUUCCAGUUUCCUGCUCACUUGCCUCGUCGAGUAUUCGCUAAUCGGCGCGGCCGUAUGUUUUAUCAUCUGGAAGUACAUGGGAGAGACGAAUGUAGAGGCACUGAAAACGGAUAAAAAGAAGAAGAGGCUGAGAAUGGACUGCCGGAGCACCACAGUCGGUCUGUUCGCCGGUAUCUGCAUCAUGGCCGCUGCAUUCGUCACAAUCGGAAUCCAUACAAUGUUAUGCAAUAAGAAGAAGCAACAGAAUGCGGAUUUGGUCAUCGGAACCGUCAAUUUGAUUCUCUGCUGUGUGGCUUUGAUUGCAACUGUAUUCGGAUUUUGGAGGUAGGCUUCUACGACUGAAAACUUGAAAAACAUGUGUUCUUCAGAAUGCGUGUCCUCCAGUAUCGUCGUCAUGCGCACGGCGAAGUGAUCGACGAGAUUCUACUGAUAAUCGGUCUCGUCGGAGAGCUCAUUUACUGCUCCAUCGGCUUCGAUAUGUUCAUAAACAGCCGCCGUCUCAACCGACCGUGCCCAGCCUUCCAGUGGCCGUGUUCACUGUCCGAAUAG